UAUCAAUGUGCCCCCCAUGUCCGAAUAUGGUGAAGUGAAAUGUAAUAAUUGAAGAUACUGAAGAAGACAGAAUCAAUGAAAUUUUGUGGCCACUAAUUAAAGAAACAAACAGAGGGAACUACAACCUUACAGCUUAUAAUUCAUCAGUAACAACUUUUUUUUUUUUUUUUUUAUAUGUAACUUGAAUUGAAAAGAUUGAUGCUGAAGUCUAAGAACAAAGAGGAAGAAAAAUGGUGGAAACAAGGUCUGAGAAUAGGGAUCGUUUGAGUGAAUUGAAAGCUUUUGAUAGCACAAAAGCUGGAGUGAAGGGUCUUGUGGAUUCUGGGCUACAAAAAGUUCCAAGCAUAUUCAUCCAUGAUGGCCUCAGGGCUGAAAAUUUAGCUCAACCUGGAAAAUCCCAUUUGAGUGUUCCAGUUAUAGACAUCAGUGGUGUUAAGAUGAACGCAGAUUUACGCCGCGAGAUUGUCGAAAAAGUUGGAGAAGCAAGUGAGAAAUGGGGGUUCUUUCAGAUUGUGAAUCAUGGAAUUCCAUCCAGCGUGACGGAGGAGAUUGUUGAGGGCGUACGCAAAUUCCACGAGAUGGAUAGUGAAGUGAAAAAACAGUACUAUUCGCGCGAUCCGACGAAAAGCUUUCGGUUUAUCAGCAAUUUUGAUCUGUACCAGGGACCAAGAACCCAAUGGAGGGAUACUAUGGAAUGUAACAUAGCUCCAAAUCCACCUAAUCCUGAAGAUCUCCCUGAUGUUUGCAGAUAUUACAAUUGGUGCAGAGAUGCAAUGUUUAAGUACUCAAAAUGUGUGAUGGAAUUGGGGAACACUCUGUUUGAAAUCCUGUCUGAAGCUCUUGGUCUUGAAUCAAAGUAUUUUAAAAACAUGGGUUGUUCUGGUGGAAUUUAUCUUCUAGGACAGUACUAUCCAGCUUGUCCUGAACCAGAAUUAACACUAGGAUUUAGCAGUCACACAGACAGUGGAUUCAUUACCAUAUUGCAUCAAGAUCAAUUAGGUGGUCUCCAAGUGCUUUAUGAAAAUCAAUGGGUUGAUGUGCCUCCCUUGCCUGGUGCUCUGGUGAUCAACAUUGCUGAUCUUUUGCAGCUGAUUACAAAUGACAAAUUCAAGAGUGCUCAUCAUAGAGUGUUGUCUAGAAAGAAUGGUCCAAGGAUUUCUGUAGCUUGUCUGCUCAGAACACAUCUUGAAGAAGGGGAUGAACCAAAGCUAUAUGGACCAAUCAAAGAGUUAUGUUCAGAGGAAAACCCUCCAAUUUACAGGGAAAUUACUGUGAAAGAAUACAUUAUGCACAGAUACAAGACCGGUCUUGAUGGAAGCUUCCCUUUGUUACCUUUCAAAUUGCAUUAGUAAGAUUGGAAAACUAGAUUUUAUGGAAGAUAAAAAAGGACUGUCUAUGUUAUCUUGUAAAGGAUAACCGAUGCACUUUACUUGUUUACGUAAUAUCAAUUUAAACUUUUGAUAACUCUUGUGUUAAUGUUUGUUUUCCAGCAUCCUUCUAUUGUUUGUCUAAAUCAGAAGUAUAU
Messenger RNA from Oldenlandia corymbosa var. corymbosa, 1525 nucleotides. The record is from the annotation of a GenBank genome assembly. Lineage: Eukaryota; Viridiplantae; Streptophyta; Magnoliopsida; Gentianales; Rubiaceae.